ACCGAUGUGAAUUUCGCCCGAGGUUGGGAGUUGUUCAGGAAAAGAUGGCGUCAACAGACAAGCUCUCGCGUCGCUACGAGUCUAGGGAUAAUUUUCAUGGUUCAGACGGUGGCAAAUAUGGCAAAGAAUCAAAAUAUGACGAUCCUCCUCAUUCACGAUUGUUUAUUGUGUGUGGAAAGUCCAUCACUGAAGAGGAUUUCCGUGAAAGUUUCUCUAAGCACGGCACCAUCGAGGAAAUAUGGGUAGUGAAGGACAGAAACACCGAUGAACCCAAAGGUGUUACAUACAUAAAAUUCUCCAAAACCUCUGAAGCGGCACUUGCUAUGGAAGAGAUGAAUGGCCGUUGUAUUGGAGGUCAUCCAAGACCCCUCAAGGUUCUCAUUGCACAUAGGAAGAUCUCUGGUCGACAAGACCGUCAUGCAGGAGGCCUGGUUAGAGACUGGGCCACGGGGACACUAAUCCCUGGAUCCAACUCAAGCCGUGACCAAGGUUCGCGACGCGACAUGAAUGAAGAAGAAAGACUCCUUCGUCUAUUUGUUGUAGUUCCCAAGUCUCUUUCUGAAUCUGAUUUAAGGGAGCAUUUUGUCCAGUUUGGUGACAUUGAUUACGUCUCCAUAGUGCGUGAUCGUAAUACAAGAGACAGCAAGGGCUUUGCUUAUGUCAAAUAUCACAGAAUGUCUCACGCAGCCAAAGCAUUUGAAAGCUGUGACCGAACCUUCAAACCAGUAUUUGCUGAUCCCAAACCCCAGAAAAGCGAUGGGCUCAAGUUUGAUGGAAGUGGAAGAGACCUCAGAGGGGAUCUCCGAGGCAGCGAUGGAGGAUAUGGGUACUCAUCAGGACCUAUUACACCCCAUCUCAAUAACCAUCAUUCACCUUUUGAUGCCAUUUCUUAUAUGGACACAAGUGGGCUAAAUCCUGAGGGUGUGACGCGGCUGACUGUUAUUGCUUCGCCGACCCUCAACCAGGACCAGCUCUGGAAGUUGUUUGACCUUAUCCCCGGUCUUGAUUACUGCGACCUGAGGAAAGACCGCAAGUCUGGACAGAUGCUCCAUCAUCAAGCACGUGGGGUUGCUACCGUGGUGUAUAACAAUACCCAAUCUGCAACUUAUGCCAAGGAAAAGCUUCAUGGAUUUGAAUAUCCUCCUGGCCAACGAUUAAUUGUCAAAUUUGAUUCUCACCAUGACAUGCCUCCAGGGCCACCACCAAUGAUGCCAGGCGCUCCGGGAGGCCCACCGUUUGCAGGUUUGCCUCGAGGUGUAACAGGUGCUCUAGCCCCCCACAAUGGUACAAUGGGAGGAAGUCCUCCUGGCAGUAUGAAUGUAGGCCCCCAGUCACUCUCUGGUGGACAGCCAAACAGCAAUAUCCAACAGAAUUUAGCACAGUUAGCUGAGACCAUUGCCCAAGCAACAUCUCUCAUACAGGCUGCAGGACUAAAUCAGGGACCUGGGAAUGUGAACAACAUGGGAAGUCCAGGACAGCUUGGUGGAGGGGAAACAUAUGACCCAUCUUACUGUUCCGUGAAGCUACCUCCUCCCCAGCCACUUGCACCCGUUGACUCUGCUGUUGCCGAGAGACUAUUUAUUGUAUGUCAUCCAUCACCACCUCCCAUCUAUGCUUUGAAAGAUGUUUUUGGAAGAUUUGGGAAUCUCAUUGAUAUCUACAUGCUAAAUGGCAAAACAUUUGGUUAUGCAAAAUAUUCUGCUAAAGAAUCUGCAGACAAGGCCAUUGUGGUGUUGCAUGGUCAAGAGGUCCUAGGUUCCCGUCUGAAGGUUAUGGAAGCUGAUCCACAUGAUAAAGCCGAUUCUGGCCGCAAGAGACUCCGUAUUGAUGACCAGAGCUGAGUCUUCUAGUGCAAGGAAAGAGCAGCGUGUUGACAUCGUGACUACGCCGACUACACAACGGACAGUUACGGACAGCCAACACAGCGACCUAAUACUACCCUAACCAACCAACGAUCCAAUGAACCAACCAACCCCCUGUACCUUUAGACAACCACUUCCAACAGUCAUGUUCCCAGUGACGCCAAACACUUGCGUAAAACAAACUCGCAAAUGACUUGCCCCUGGGGCUGCAGUGCACAUCUGACUACAUACAGGUGACUUAAUUGUAGAUAAAUGUGCAGGCAAAUGCACAUGUAUGACAUUAUUAAUUUAUGUAUAUUUUUUUUACUAAAAUAUGUAUAAUGUCUAAAUUUUAAUUGUUUGACUUAUCAAGGAAGUGUUGAUGUACAAGGUCAUAUAUGUAUGGGAAACGGUCCAUUCUUGUUUAACAAGUGAUGCAUUGUAGAUUAGCUGAUAUCCAGUAUAGUGGGUAUAAUUCAUGAUUCAUUAUUAAAAUCAGGUAAAAAUUUGCUGCAAUUUAUCCUGUUUUUUUUCUUUUAGCAGUCUUAUCUAGUAUUGUCAAACUUUUUAUAGAUUCAGUAAUUAUUCAAAUAAUGAAUGUGAUAUAUUAGGUGGCUUAUUAUUCAUCAAUUUAAUGAGUGUAGUUUUCAGUACAUUUAUAUGACUGAACUUUUAUGAAACUACUGUACCUAACAAGAUUUUGAUUCGGGUUUUUUCUUUGAAUUGUCUUAAAUGGAGGCAAGUUUUAAUCUAGCUGUGCAGUAGAUUUGUCAGUUUUGGUCAUUGAAAAAUAGAUCACUGAAACUGUGUUAGAUCAGUUGUUGCCCUUGAAAAUAUUUGGCAACAGACUCCUCCUUGGGUUUUUUCCCCCCAUCUGACAAGCGUAUGAUCUUACUCGUCAUUGUUUUUUUGGCUAGUUUAGUUCUGUAAGACGACCUCUAUGACAAGGUUUUGCUGUUAUGCCUCACAUUCCAUAUUCAUCUCCAACUCUAAAACAGCUUUGCAGUAGUCCUGAAUGGAAGCAUUUCAUAGUGUUGUUAUCUUACCAGUAAAGAAUAGCAACAUAGUUAUAGAUCACUUUCUAGUUUGUAUAAUUGACUUGAAAUUGUUUCAAUAUUGCAAGGUAUGUUUGUGUUGUCGUCAUCAGGCGUUGCUCGUGUGUGCAGGAUAUAUUGGUCUUAUUUUGGAUGAUUUCUUGAUGCCUCUGAUCUGGUGUUUGUUAACCGUCUUGUAUUAUCUUGAGAAAUGUUUUGCGUGUAUAAACUACUUUUUAAAAUUUUUGUUAAGCAGCUUGUUAGGUAUAAUGUGUGCUUGAUGUUGCUGAUAUAAACUGCAUUCUCUUUAAUUUCAUUUCUAAGCUAAGGAUAUAUAUAUUUUUGUUCAAUUUUAGGUUGCAUCAAUUUUAUGCAAAAUAGAUUGAAGUUAUAUCUAAGAAUUUAAAGCUUGCUUGUUUUGCAAUUUGUCUGUCUUUUACAUGUAUCAAACUGAUUUUUUAAUUUAAAUUGUUUAUAAGCCAUGUCUAAAGCCUGUACUACUGCAUUCAAAAGUAGAAAUAAUGACCUAAUGACUCAGCAGACAGACUUGGGAACAGACUGAAAGAUCUGACAAAUACAUCCCAAAUCCCAGAGCCCAAAAUGACUUUAUUUAAAAAAAAAAAUGUAAAGUGGUUAAGAUUGGUAUGACUGGCAUGAAGACUUCAAUUGUUUGCUAUCUUUAUAUCUCCUGAAUAUUUACUUGGUUGGCUGUUGUUUCUUUGUAGAAAGAUUAAAACUGCCACAUUUUGUAAUCACAUAGUGGCUUUGAUGUUACCAUGCCAAGACAAACUUUAAAAAGGGGUUCUGGCAUUCUGACCUAAAACCAGUUGACCCAACAGUACGACUAAGGUAGUUAACAUAAUAAAAACUGUAAUGGAAUUUAAAAGUACCCCCUUUAUAUCGCCCACCUUGGUUUUCUGCUGAGUAGCACUACUUUCCUUCACUGUUUUUAUAAUGUGAACUGGCCAUGACUUUGAUCACUUGUACCUGUUUGGGAAGUUCAUUAAGUGUGUUCAGUCAUUUUAUUAAAUGAUGGACCAUGUGUCCCCAUAAAAUUAUUUAUGUAUAUAUUUAUUGAAUUGGUGAGAGAGCCAUUUAUUCUUGGUGACCAAAGGUGCACAAAUAAAAUAUUGUAGUUCAACUGCAUUUCCAUUAAACUGCUAAUGUCCCUUGUAAGUACUUGUGUUUUGUGCCAGGAAUAUGCUAGGUUUGUUGUUUGCCUCGAGCUUGGUUGUGUGUGUGUGAAAUACAGUACUGAUGUAUAUAGUAAUUUUUGUGGAAAUUCUGUUCAAUAAUUAAGUACCAGUUAAUUGCAAAGAAAUAUGCAAAAAUACAAGUGUUUUGUAAGCGUGUAUGUUUGACAGAAGCAAGCUAUUUGAGCAAGAUUUUUUCUUUGAAAAUUCCAUGUAUUUUCACUUAAAAUAUAAGGCUUAUUUACAUAUACAGGAAAUAACAAUGUAAAAUAAA
This is a messenger RNA of Procambarus clarkii (red swamp crayfish), 4342 nucleotides long. Its product is annotated as RNA-binding protein 45. Gene Ontology annotation, molecular function: RNA binding. NCBI's taxonomy places the organism in Eukaryota, Metazoa, Arthropoda, Malacostraca, Decapoda, Cambaridae. The record is from RefSeq and is a predicted model, not a curated record.